This is a messenger RNA of Rhododendron vialii, 2762 nucleotides long. Its product is annotated as putative serine/threonine-protein kinase-like protein CCR3. Gene Ontology annotation, molecular function: ATP binding; protein serine/threonine kinase activity. Bases 168 to 2552 code for a protein of 794 amino acids. The record is from RefSeq and is a predicted model, not a curated record. Gene Ontology annotation, biological process: protein phosphorylation. NCBI's taxonomy places the organism in Eukaryota, Viridiplantae, Streptophyta, Magnoliopsida, Ericales, Ericaceae. The transcript has a single exon.
CCAUCCCCACAGGCAGAGUUCAGUUCAACAAAAAAUGCUUUUGAAACUGAUGAAAAGUUUUGAUUCCCCCCUACUCUCUCUCCAGUUCCACUUUCUCUCUCAUCCCUUCCCCUAAUGAAGGCCUUACCCUCACCCAGCCUCACCGCCAUAAACCCUCACUCAAUUAGAUGACUCCAACGGCUACCAUCACCUCCCUAAUCCUAACCCUCAUCGUCCUCUCACCUCCAGCCCACUGCCUCAGCGGCUCCGCCGCCACCGUCGCAGUCGUAUACGGCGGCGACUCCCCCGCCGUCUGCGGCAUCGUCGCCGACUGCCACACCCACCAAAUCCAAUGCUGGAAAAACGGAGGGCGAACCUACAUCCAACCCAACAUAUCCUUCGACUUCAUCGCCGGCGGCCGGGAAAACUUCUGCGGCGUCACCUCCGGCGGCGCCACCGUCGUCUGCUGGGACCCAUCUUUCUCCCCAAAACGAAUUUACAGCAACGAUUUAGUAACGUUACAAAGCCUUACAAUGGGUGAUGAUCAAGUUUGCGCAAUAACUAGCCUUACAAAUACCGUUAGAUGCUGGAGGGAGGGUAGAAAUGUAAUAUCGGCUCGAAUUCUAAAUGGGUAUGAUCAAUUUCGGUUGAUUUCAUCUGGGUUAGGUUUUUCUUGCGGAAUCUUGAUGACUACGAAUAGGGUUUUUUGUUGGGGGAGCAAUUUAGCAAUGGCAAGUCAAAUUCAAGCCAAAUUCGAGAAUUUGCUGAUGGAAGAUAUUGUUGUUGGAGGUAAUCAAGCUUGUGGGUUGAAUCUAACUGGGUUUUUGAUCUGCACAGGGAUAGGAAACUCGAAAAAUUUCGAUUUUUUAUCUGAUAUUGCUUAUGAAUUCUCUGGACUAGCACUUGGGGCUGAUCACAUUUGUGCCAUUAGAAGGUGUAAUGGCUCAGUUGUUUGCUGGGGUGGAAAUGGAGAAUAUACAAGCAAUUUAACUGAAGGGAUUUCGUUCGAAUCGAUUGUUGCAGGUUUUAAUUUCACUUGUGGAUUGACCACGAGUGAAUUUUCGAUUUUAUGUUGGGGUCCAGGUUGGCCUAGUAAUGCCUCUUUUGAGCUUCCAUUGUUGAAAAUACUGCCGGGGCCAUGUGUUCAAUCCAACUGUAGUCAUUGUGGUAUGUACCCUCAGUCUGAAAUCCUGUGCUCUGGUUCUGGUAAUAUAUGUAAACCUUGUGGCAUACCUGUUAUUUCAAUGCCACCAACUUCACCACCACCUCUCUCAUCUUCACCUAGAGUUUCUCUCUCUCCUUCGCCUCCAUCCAAGGUUUUGAGAAAGGGUUUACUAGCCUUUCUCAUAGUUGGAUCUGUUGGGGCAUUUUCUGGGAUGUGUACCAUCAUCUUCUGCUUAUGGACUGGCAUUUGUUUUGGAAACAAAAAGAUUCACAAUUCGGUGCAACCCACUUUUGCCCAUUCAAACUCGAAUGGGGGACUAACGUCUUUGACAAGUCCCCUGUCGAGAUCCUCCACCCUCAGGCGGCAGGGGUCGAGGGCAAUGAGGCGGCAGAGGAGCGGGACCUCCUCCAAACACGCUGACAAGGCGGAGGAGUUUUCGUUUUCCGACCUCUCUGCCGCCACCAACAACUUCUCAAUGGAAAACAAGCUUGGUGCAGGGAGUUACGGCGUCGUGUACAAAGGGAAGUUAUGGGAUGGACGAGAGGUUGCCAUUAAGAGGGGGGAAACAGGGGCGAAGACGAAGAAAUUCCAAGAGAAAGAGACUGCUUUCGAAUCGGAAAUUGCUUUUCUAUCUAGGCUGCAUCACAAACACCUUGUGCAACUUGUUGGGUAUUGUGAAGAAAGGGAUGAGAGGCUACUUGUAUAUGAGUUCAUGAAGAAUGGAGCACUCUAUGAUCAUUUACACAGCCCAAACAAUACUGAAAAGAGCAGCAGUUUGUUGAAUUCUUGGAAAAUGAGGAUCAAAAUUGCGUUAGACGCAUCUCGUGGGAUCGAGUAUUUACAUAACUACGCAGUGCCACCAAUUAUUCAUAGAGACAUCAAGUCGUCAAAUAUUUUGCUCGAUUCGGAUUGGGUAGCAAGGGUUUCUGAUUUUGGAUUAUCAUUAAUGGGUCCGGAGCCAGAUGUUGAUUUUAGGCCAACAAAUGCAGCUGGGACGGUUGGGUAUAUUGAUCCAGAAUACUAUGGACUAAACGUGCUAACAGCAAAGAGUGAUGUGUAUGGCCUUGGGGUGGUUUUGCUGGAGCUUUUGACUGGGAAAAGGGCCAUAUUCAAGAGCGGUGGAGAUGGAGGAGGGGACCCAGUGAGCGUGGUGGAUUUCACUGUGCCCGCGAUUUUGGCCGGAGAGAUGGUCAAGGUUUUGGACACGAGGGUGGGGCCGCCGGAGGUGAGUGAGGCGGAGGCGGUGGAGCUGGUGGCGUACACCGCCGUGCGUUGUGUUAAUUUGGAAGGGAAAGAUAGGCCAAGUAUGUCUGACAUUGUGGCUAAUUUGGAGAGGGCAUUGGCUUUGUGCAACGAUGAUAGCCAUGGCAGCAUCUCUAGUGGUCCAAUUUCCAUUGUUUCAGAGUGAAGCUCUCAACCCCAUUGAAAAAGAAAACAAAUUUGAUUUUUUUUUUUUCCCAUUUUUUGUUUUUGUUGUCUUGUUUUUGUUGUAUGAUUUAUCCUGCUAUACUUUUUGAAGUGCAAGUGUAGAGGUUCAUCUAGCAUGAGGUGUAGGUAGGGUUAACACUGACAGUGACAGCAACAAGAAACAUUGCAUCAUUUUUUGUUUGAGGAACUA